AUGUUAGCUGAGGCUCGAGGUCCAGACCCAAUGGGCUCAGGAGCACCAUGGCAGCCCCCCACCACUCGAAAGGAUCUCAAAGAGCCAGGGAAUCACAACAGGCAACAGGGAGGGGAGCACCAACGACAUGCAUCCAGCAAAAAAAGCUGCUUCUUAGGGUUGGAAACGAGGCCAGAGAUGGUUUGGGAGGACUGGGACCUUGGAAAAGAGUUCACCAAAACAUUAGUGUUAAAGAACAUUCAUAACAAGCUGCAGAAGCUCCACUUGAGGCUUCCAGUGUCCAAGUUUUUCACCACCUUAAUUCCCCAGAUAAUUGUUCUGAGCCCAGGGACUUCUUUCUCCAUCCCAGUCACCUUUAGACCAAUACAGAGGUGUGAGUAUGAGGACAGCAUUGAGUUUCAAGGUAAAGAUGGCAGCUUCCAAGUACAACUCCGUGCCAUCAUUCCCUGUCCUGCCCUGGAAGUGCCUGAUUCUGUGCUGCUUCCAAUCUGUGCUGUUCAACACUCCUCACAUACUACUUUCCGGCUGAAAAAUGCAAGUAAACUCCAGACAUGCUUCGAGUGGGUGUGUGCAGCGCCAUUUCAGCUGAGCCCUGAGCAGGGCUUGUUGAGGCCCAGCCAGGAGUGUCACAUCACUGUGGUCUUCCGGCCGCAAGAGGCGAUGGUGUACCAACAACAGGCCUACUGUAUGUUUGGAGAAGAUGGGGACAAGGCAGAGAGCUGCUGCACUGUGCUGCUGCAGGCAUUAGCUAAAUACCCAUGUCUUCAGCUGAGAAAUCCAGUCGAGAAAGAGGAAAAAGAUCAGGGGGGUCCAGUACUACACUUUGGUUCUGUGGCAGUUGGCAAAAGUUUGCAGAAAUACUUUGAUAUCUUCAACCCCACUCCUGUAACUGCAAUUUUCUCUUUGUCAUGGCUGUCUAGUGAGGUUCCUUUGUUUGGGUCAGAGUUCAGAUGUGAUGUCACCAGGGGUAAGGUGGUGCCUGGUGGAUCACUACGGGCUACAGUCACCUAUUCUCCUGCUACGGUGGAUACUGUUUCGGUUGAGUACUUGUCUCUAAAAUGCCGGGGAGCACUUAACGAAACCCUGCUUAAACUCACUGGAAGUUCUAUAGGUCCCAAAGUUUCCUUGUCCUCCUCUGUGGUGGACUUUGGCUGUGUGGAGGAAGGAGAAGCAGUCAUACAGACAGUGGAGCUGGUUAAUUCUUCUUCUGUUGAGACCAUCUACCAAUGGGACCUUGACUGUAAUGGGUACAGUGUGUUCAGUAUCCAGCCAGCAAGUGGCACAGUACGCCCACAUAGCCAUACGACACUGAAGGCAGUCUAUAGGCCGACACAGCCCAUUGCACACUACAGGAGAGUGGCAUGUCUCAUACUGCACAGGGACCCUCUGUUCCUUGACCUGAUUGGUACCUGUCACUCAAAACUCCAGAAACCAGCCAUUCUGAAACCUGAACACUUGGUUUUGUACAAGCUUCACUGUGCUCCUGUUGUUCCCAGAACUCCCAUGGAGGAAUUCUACCAAAUUUGCUUAGGGUGCACGGAUCCUCUCUUUUCCAGUUCUUCGUCCUCUUCGCAUGUGUCUGUGGUGCCAUGUGAGCUGGUGUUUAAUCACAAAAUGUCCUCCUCCUUGUCUGCUUCAUCUACUUCCUCUCAGUCUGUCUCCAUCAUCAAUCACACCAGAGGGAAACUCAGCCUGGUGUGGACUGUUGCCCAAGACUCUGCAUUUACUGUCUCUCCCUCAUCAUGUGACCUGCCUCCACUCAAGUCCACCUCAUUCAGAGUGACCUAUGACCCCAAGCAGCUAAACACAUUGCACGGAGCGCAACUCGAGUGUUUUGCAUACUAUAAAAUGGAUCACAUUGGUGAGCAACUGCUGUGUCCGCCUUGGUGUGUGACUGUCAGAGUCAUCGGCCACUCCUUUCAGCCUGGCAAAGAGCACUUCAUCCCGUGCUGCUCUCUGAAGCCCCCUCAAGUGGUGUUUCCAGCCCUGAGUGCUCUUUCCUAUCAAACAGUGCUCCUCCAGAAUGGUGGAGACCUGCCGCUCACUUUUUGUCUGGACCACAGCUCAAACCCUGCCCUGGCAGAAUCAUUGUCUGUAAUUCCGAACUGUGGUCUGAUCCAGCCUGGACAUCACCGAAUCCUCACCCUCAGAACAACUCCCACAGAAGACAGUCCGAAACAGGGGUUCAAUUUACUACUGCAGCUCAAUGCAGUUAAACACACAAAGGAACUGACAGUUGUGAGUGUGGUGGAAAAGCCAUGUGUGUCUCUGGAAGGAGACGGCAGUUUAUAUUUCCAGCCAACAGCUGUGGGUUCACGGACACGACGCUCCCACCACAUCAGGAAUCUCAGCAGUCUACCUCUACGGUUCCAGUGGAGCAUUCCGGACCAAGACCAGGACCUUAUCUUUGCUGAACCAGAUGCUGGUGAAUUACAUCCGAAUGAGAGCUCAGUCCAGACCUGGUCCUUCAGUCCGCUGGAGGAGAAAGCAUAUACACUCAAACCUACUCUCACCUUCUGGCCGGUCCAGACUGAUGGAUGUAACAAGUCACACCUCACCCUUAAAGUGGUGGGAAUGGGCUCCAAAGGCUUCAUAGAGGCAGAAAACGCUGUUGUGGAUUUAGAGGAGAAUCUAGUUGGAAGUUACCGGUCGAUUGAAAUUCCUCUGGUGAACAACAGCCCCUGUCCUGUGUCCUUUCAUCUCUCUGUACAGCAGACAUUUCUGGAUGAGGAACUUAUUUAUGACCCUGAGACUGAGCCAAGUGCUCUACAGCUGGACUGUGAGAGGGGCACCAUCACCUCACACUCCACAAUGCUGCUCCGAUGUACUGUUAGACCAUACAGAAGAACCCAGUACUUAUGGAAAAUCAGCUAUCAGACACUGAAUACUAGUGGGUUUGUGUCGUCUCCCCCUCAGCCAGUGUGUGAGGUGCGAGCUAAGGGUGUGUUCCCCACCCUACAGGUGACUGAUGUGUGUGGUGGUGGCAGUGUGGCCGGACUCAGCAAGGUGUAUCUAUGGAAACUCUUGUCAUUGGAUAGCCUCAACAAGCACCUGCUGUCUAUCCCGUCCUCUGCGGAACUUACUUAUGGAACCCCCACUAGACACAGUCUGCGCAGUUGUCCUUCCAUCUUCACCAAAACCAUGUUGGAUUUCAGCUUUAGUGCUGCUCCCAUGAAUUCAGACCCCUCAACUUUUGUGCUGAUGUUUCAUAACCCUGGUCCCAUCCCUGUUAAUUGGGCAUUCUUGUUUCCAGAGGACCAACAGAUAGAGAUGGAGUACUGGGCAGAGACAGGAGAGUUCAGCAGCACCGAGCUGUACCAGAUGAAGGUUCAAGACAACCGUCUGUUCAGCAUUUCUCCUCGUGCCGGAACUUUGUACCCAGGCCAGCAGAGGGCGGUACAUUUCAGCUACAGCCAUGACUUUGCUAGGACAGAUCGGUUUCCUGUUGUGUUCAAACUCUCAUAUGGCAGAGAGAUCUUGCUUAACUUCCAGGGGGUGACAGUGGAGAGAGACAGACCAUAUCUCCACUUUGCCUCCAAUCGACAUGUCUUCACCUCUGUAACUAUUGGGGACUGCAGUCCUCCAAGGCAGGUGUAUGAAUUACACAAUGCUGGUGCAGUGCCAGUCCAUUAUGAAGUGGACAGAGCUGUGUUGUCGCAGCUUCAGAUAGACAACUUUAACCAUCCAGUGCUGUGCUGCCUCAGUCCAGAAGGAGAGGUCCCUCCUGGGAAGACAGCCAUGCUGGAAUGGAUCUUUUCUCCACUGGAGGCUAAGAUGUACCAUAUGGAUAUUCCUAUCCACAUCCAGGAUGGGGACUCGACACUGGUCAGGUUUGAGGGGUGUGGGUUUGAUACUCCAUCACUGGGCUCCUCAAACCCAUUUAACUACAGUGAUAAUAAGCCACCUGUACCCUGUGUCCAGAGGGUGCCAUUCCCAGGACAGGUUGUAUUUCUGUCUGAGGACAGUGUCUCUCUAGGUGACAUCCCUGUGUCCUCACAAUCUUCAAGAAUCUUCUUCCUCACCAAUGUGUCUCACACAGACAUUGUCCACUACACAUGGGACCUGCCCCAGCAGAGCAACCAGCAGGUGGUGCAGAUUCGUCCAGAGCAAGGCAGUCUGUGUCCAGGGGAGAGUGCUCUUAUUGUCCUUACCUUCACUUCUACUGACUACCCCACCGUUUAUCUGCUGGAUCUCAUCUGUCAGGUUAUUCAGGAAGCCGCACUGACUCGGUAUCAUGAAUCUUUGCAGCGCUUGGAGGAGGAGAGAGAGAGACAGCGAGAUGAAUUCACUAUCACAGACAAGAAAGCUGAGCGGCGGGCAUGUCGGGAAACGACGAAAGUACAGAAGCAGCCUGAACCACCCCGACCUUCUCUGUUGCAUCUGGAGGUUACAGCACACUCCCACAGCCUUCAGGAGUACCUAACACAUUUUCCUGACCAGUUCAAUAAGUUUUAUAGGCGCCUCCAGUCAGUCAAGUCCCGGAAGUCUGAAACCUCUACUUCAAGCACAACCCUCUCCAUUAGUCUGCCUCCACCAACACAUGGCCCUGAGAAAGACUUCCACACACACAUACUCAACUCUCUGCUAAGGAACAUGCUUGAUGAUUCAGCCUUUGUCCAGUCUCUAAUUACUUUGGCCUCCAAGCCCAUCACCUACCAGCCCUUUCACUGCCCCACUGUCUAUCCCCCAACUUCCUCUCCCCCUAAACCUCAACCUCAAGUUCUGUUGAGUGGGACUAAGGCUGGAUCAAAUCAAGAGCACAACACAGUGGACAGGGAGGGGACUGCAGGGUGUUCGGGAAACACACCCCAAAGACAGAACACGCUGCACACUAAACAUGUGCCUGAUGGCAUGAGUGAAGUUGUUUUGCUGAACACCCUCCAGAACCUGAUGAUGGAAGCUGUCAGAGGAGAGCUUCUCCUUACAGCGCACCCACGCACUGUUAUCCUGCCACCUGUUUCUACCAGAACCAGGAGGAUGUCCAGAGCCAUGGCUGAGGAGAAAAACAGAAAGGAUAGUGUGGACUUAAUUUGAAUCCUCGCCAUCUACCCAUCAUCCCAAAGGCUCAUCUCACUCCAUCGUUUUCUGCAGUCUUCCUUUCCAUGUUCAGGUUGCUCUGACACGUGAUUUGUAGCUCUUCUGUAUCCCUCCGAGUGCCAUCCAUCAUUUUCUAUCCAUUAUACAGCUUUAUUCAUGUGUCUCUUCUUCCUAGCCCAAUGUCUCAGCAGUUGCUGUGCUUCAUCUUGCUUUCUUGUGCUGACAAGACUGCUGACUUCUCACAGACU
Messenger RNA from Seriola dumerili (greater amberjack), 5285 nucleotides. It is a transcript of the gene cfap65, whose product is annotated as cilia and flagella associated protein 65. NCBI's taxonomy places the organism in Eukaryota, Metazoa, Chordata, Actinopteri, Carangiformes, Carangidae. The transcript is spliced from 33 exons. The record is from RefSeq and is a predicted model, not a curated record. The coding region runs from base 1 to 5034 and encodes 1677 amino acids.